Coregonus sp. 'balchen' is the source of this 19646-nucleotide messenger RNA. Lineage: Eukaryota; Metazoa; Chordata; Actinopteri; Salmoniformes; Salmonidae. The record is from the annotation of a GenBank genome assembly.
AUGGGAGAUCGACAUCACCACCAUAUUGGGGUUGGUAGGCCUGUCUACACCCUCCUACUCAGUAUAGCUCUGGCCUGGCUGGCCCUGUUGUCUGAGGUCCAGGGCCGUAUGGAUAGAGCCAGGACAGAGGAGGAGAGUGGAGCAGGGCUGCUGAUGAGGGUGAAGAGAGGCUGGGUAUGGAACCAGUUCUUUGUGCUGGAGGAGUACACUGGACUGGAGCCGCUGUACAUAGGAAAGGCGAGUCCACACACAAGCACGCACACACACACACAAAGAGAACACGUGUGAACUGCAUGUCAUUUUCGAUUAAAGCAUCUGCUAAAUGCCCACCAUCAUUACUAUUGAACUGCUCGUUGACAGCUCUCAACUUUUCAAUAAAUAUCGUCGUGGUUGGCUGAACGCUACCUCUGACGACCACAGGGUCUAUUAUCAUUGAUCAAAUGUUCAAGCCACUUUAACACCUGAGUGGUGUGCAUGCUGAGCUGUGUAUGUGUCUGUGUCUGUGUAUGUACAGAAUGGGAAGUGAUUGCACCAAGCGUCAAUAGGCUCAACAGGCUGCUAUUUGCACUAACAUACCCACAAUGGUCUUCUGAUUACACAGUCUGCAUAAUGGCAACCUAUUCCCUAUGUAGUGCACUACUUUUGACCAAAGCCCUAUGGGUGCUGGUCAAACGUAGUGCAUUAUAUUGAGAAUAGGGUGCCAUUUGGGAUGUGUCUAUAGCUCCCAUAAGAACCACUAGCACCACUGAUCAGGACAACUGGACAUGAUUACUGUUCUUCUUCUGAUGACCAACCAACCGUGAUUAAAGCUGCACCUAAUAAUAUUGUUCUAUCUCAGAUGGCACCAUAUUCCCUAUAUAGUGCACUACUUUUGAACAGGGCCCAUAGGCACCCUAUGCAUUUCAAAUCAUAUCAAAUGUUAUUUGCCACAUGCGCAGAAUACAACAGGUGUAGACCUUACAGUGAAAUGCUUACUUACAAGCCCUUAACUAACAAUGCAGUUUUAAGAGAAAAAGUGUGCAAAUUGUCCAGGUAGCCAUGAUUAGCUGUCAGGAGUCUUAUGGCUUGGGGGUAGAAGCUGUUAAGAAGCAUUUUGGACCUAGACUUGGCGCUCCGGUACCGCUUGCCAUGCGGUAGCAGAGAGAACAGUCUAUGACCACGGUGACUGGAGUCUUUGACAAUUUUUAGGGCCUCCUCUGACACCGCCUGGUAUAGAGGUCCUGGAUGGCAGGAAGCUUGGCCCCAGUGAUGUACUGGGCUGUACGCACUACCCUCUGUAGGACCCAUGCCAAAUCUUUUCAGUCUCCUGAGGGGGAAUAGGCUUUAUCGUGCCCUCUUCACAAAUGUCUUGGUGUGUUUGGACCAUGAUAGUUUGUUGGUGAUGUGGACACCAAGGAACUUGAAGCUCUCAACCAGUUCCACUACAGCCCCGUUGAUGACAAUGGGGGCGUGCUCAGUCCUCUUUUUAUUCCUCCAGUCCACAAUCAUCUCCUUGUCUUGAUCACAUUGAGGGAGAGGUUGUUAUCCUGCCACCACAUGGCCAGGUCUCUGACCUCCUCCCUAUAGGCUGUCUCUUCAUUGUCAGUGAUCAGGCCUACCACUGUUGUGUCGUCGGCAAACUUAAUGAUGGUGUUGGAGUCGUGCCUGGCCAUGCAGUCAUGGGUGAACAGGGAGUACAGGAGGGGACUGAGCACGCACCCCUGAGGGGCCCCCGUGUUGAGGAUCAGUGUGGCAGAUGUGUUGUUACCUACCCUUACCAUAUGGGGGCGGCCCGUCAGGAAGUCCAGGAUCCAGUUGCAGUGGGAGGUGUUUAGUCCCAGGGUCCUUAGCUUUGUGAUGAGCUUUGAGGGCGUUAUGGUGUUGAACGCUGAGCUGUAGUCAAUGAAUAGCAUUCUCACAUAGGUGUUCCUCUUGUCCAGGUGGGAAUUGGCAGUGUGGAGUGCAAUAGAGAUUGUAUCAUCUGUGGAUCUGUUGGGGCGGUAUGCAUAUUGGAGUGGGUCUAGGGUUUCUGGGAUAAUGGUGUUGAUGUGAGCCAUGACCAGCCUUUCAAAGGACUUCAUGGCUACAGACUUGAGUGCGACGGGUCAGUAGUCAUUUAGGCAGGUUAUCUUAGUGUUCUUGGGCACAGGGACUAUGGUGGUCUGCUUGAAACAUGUUGCUAUUACAGACUCAGUCAGGGACAUGUUGAAAAUAUCAGUGAAGAUACUUGCUGGAGCCGGUGUAGUACGAUUCAAUCUUAGUCCUGUUUUGACUCUUUGCCUGUUUGAUGGUUCGUCGGAGGGCAUAGCGGGAUUUCUUUUAGCGUCCGGGUUAGAAUCCCGCUCCUUGAAAGCGGCAGCUCUACCCUUUAGCUCAGUGUGGAUGUUGCCUGUAUUCCAUGGCUUCUGGUUGGGGUAUGUACGUACGGUCACUGUGGGGACGAGGUCAUCGAUGCACUUAUUGAUGAAGCCAGUGACUGAUGUGGUGUACUCCUGAAUGCCAUCGGAAGAAUCCCGGAACAUAUUCCAGACUGUGCUAGCAAACAGUCCUGUAGCUUAGCAUCUGCGUCAUCUGACCACUUCCUUAUUAACCGAGUCACUGGUGCUUCCUCCUUUAGUUUUUGCUUAUAAGCAGGAAUCAGGAGGAUAUAAUUAUGGUCAGAUUUGCCAAAUGGAGGGUGAGGGAGAGCUUUGUACGCUUCUCUGUGUGUGGAGUAAAGGUGUUCUAGAGUUUUUUUUUCCUCUGGUUGCACAUUUGACAUUUGGAACGCAGUCUGUGUAAUCAGAAGACUAUUGUGUGUCAAAUAGCAGCCUGGUGAGCCUGUUGAUGCUUGGUGCAUUUGGGACGUACACUAUACCAUCAGUCUCAUGAGGGAGCCCAGACAAACAGCAUUAUCUUGACCAUGUAUACACUGGUCCUUGACCUCUAAUGGUCGAAUAUAGUAUCUGAAAUACUUUCAAGUACUGUAUUUGAGGUGUGCUUGGUGUAGUUUGCCUGUUACUAUAACGCCACCAAACAAAUAGUCCCAAGAAAUGUAAACACCAUGCUAAAUCAAGCCCAAACACCUAAAUUACUUUAAGGUAUGGUCUAACAUAGAAUUACAUAUAGAACAUUUGGUAGAGCAUGGUGCUUUCAAUGCCAGAAUUGUGGGUUUGAUUCCUGGGCCAACCAUAUGUAAAAUGAAUGCACACAUGACUGUAAGUCGCUUUGGAUAAAAGCAUCUGCUUAAUGGCAUAUACAGUAUUACUAUAUUAUUAUUAUUAUUAUUAUUAUUAUUAUUAUUAUUAUUAUUAUUAUUAUUAUUAUUAUUAUUAUAGGAUCUCUGGCCCCUAAGCUCUCUUGACUCCUAACCUCUGACCUGUGACCCCGACAGCUCCACUCAGACAUGGACCUAGCAGACGGCUCCAUCAAAUACAUCCUGUCAGGCGACGGUGCGGGCACCACCUUCACCAUCGACGACAGUACAGGCGACAUCCAUGCUAUCAAGAGGCUGGACCGCGAGGUCAAGGCCCAGUACCUGCUGCGAGCCCAGGCCUGGAACCGACAGACAGACCGACCGCUGGAGCCUGAGUCUGAGUUUAUCGUCAAAAUCCAGGACAUCAAUGAUAACGAACCUAAGUUCCUGGAUGGGCCCUACCAGGCCACCAUACCUGAGAUGUCAACCAUUGGUGAGUCAAGGGAGAUUGUGGUGGUCAGAGACAAAGUCCCGAUUCCCCUCUCUUCUCGCAUGGAUUUUAAGAUAGUAGAAAACUCCCUCAAGCCAAUGAUUACACCCAUUUAUUUUAAACCCGUUACAGGAACUGUGCAAGUGCACACAGAACUGGGACGUGCGUCCAAAAUGGCACCCAAUUCUCUAUAUAGUGCACAACUUUUGACCAGGGCCAUUUCAGACACAGCUAGAGAGUGUGUAGUGUAGCUGGACAUUGUGCUGCUGCUUCUGAACAUUCCAUUCAUCAAUUCAUGAAGAGUACUUGUAUUCUUAGUUUUAAUUAUAGUAGUUCAGUUAGCAAACAGUGUAUUUAUGUAGUGUACGAUGGUAAGGAGAUGAGGAUGUUUCAGUCUGUGAACACAAUAGGCAAGGUAUUGAUGGCUCUGCAAUUUCGUCAUUAUGUCAAAAUGAUGUCUCUGCUUACACACUGCACCAGUGGGAUACAAUAUUUAUAAAUCCACCAGUGAGCGCAGGUACAGACACAGUUGCCUUUAUACCCUAUACCAUUCGUCAACAUUUAAGCAGUUUUAUGCAGAUGGACAGGCCAUUUUGUAAACAGGCCAAAAAUAACCAUACAAAUAGAAUGAGUCAUUCCAAUUGUAUGGAAAUAACAUUGCUCACCAUGUCACUCUCUUCUUCUCCUCCCUCCCUCCUUCCUUCCCCAGGCACAGAGGUGAUUCGGAUGACAGCCACAGAUGCAGAUGACCCUACGUAUGGUAACAGUGCCAGGGUGGUCUACAGCAUCCUACAAGGACAGCCAUACUUCUCUGUAGAGCCCAAGACUGGUAUGUGAGCACAGGAGAAAUAAUGUAAAAAAAUCAUCGGACCUGCAUUAACGAUAGCAAUUACAAAAUGUGUGUCUUAGUUAUGUUAGUAGAUUGCCAUGUUUUGGCACAGAGAUGAGGCACUCACGUUUGCUCCUCCCAGAAGCAUACACAUACAAACAAACAUACAGGCUGAGUGUAAAACAACAGAUUUUAAAUGUAUCAACUUGGUUAAGAAUGCCCUCUUCUGGCUGCCAAAGGUAAGAACUGGCAAAUCAGUAUGCGAAGACAUUAGUCAUAAAAAGAAGACACUGUGCAUCCCAAAUGGCACCCUAUUUCCUCCAUAGUGCACUUUAGGGCUCUGGUCCAAAAAAGUGUGUCGGUAAUAGGGUGCCAUUUGGGACGCAAUCUAAGACACAUCCCUAAUCUGCCUGACGACCGCACUGCUGACCCUCCCAAUCACCCUGUUUUUAAUUGUGACCUCUCUCUCUCUCUCUCUCUCUCUCUCUCUCUCUCCCACGUUUCUCCCCUGUCCCCCAGGCGUGGUGCGUGUGUCUCUGGCAGGCAUGGACCGCGAGGUCAGGGAGAACUACUCCGUCAUCAUCCAGGCCAAGGACAUGGGUGGCCAGCUAGGGGGUCUGACCGGAACCACAGCGGUCAACAUCACCCUCAGUGACGUCAACGAUAACCCACCCAUGUUUGAUCAGAGUAAGAACCAGAGACUCCUCUCCUCAUUGUUUAUUUUGAUUCCCUUCUUCAAUUUCACUGUUGACCUCCUUGUCUUCAUUCUUGUUAACCCUCUCCUUCCCCUCUCACGUUUGACAUUUUAGUCAUUUAGCAAGACACUCUUAUCCAGAGCGACUUACCACCCACCCCCUCCCUCUCUCCUUCUCCCCCUCCUCUCCUCGGCCACCAGCCGCCUUAUGCCCCUCUCUCUCUUUCUAUCCCCCCCCCCCCCCUCUCCUUACCCGGCAACCAGUCCCAAUCCGGACCCAUGCUGUCUCUUUGAUUGGCCCCAUUCCUGCUCUCCUCAUUAACAACCUCAGCAGGUCAUCUGUCUAUCUGUCUAUCCCCCUCUCAAUAUCUCUCUCUCUUAUCUGGCUAUCCUCGGCCACAAGCCGUCCCCUAGCUGUCUGCCUGACUGGUGGUCUCGUCUCCUCCUCGGAACCCCACCCCCACCCCUUACUUCUCUCUCUCUUCCCUCUCGUCCCCCUUCCCCCUCUUCUCUCCAAUUAGUGCCAUCACUUGAGUGAGACUUUAAUACAUUGUGAGAAGCUAUGGGGGCACUUGUCUGACAACCAUAACGUGUGACCGCUUCAGUUCGGACAGUAGGAGCACCUCAAAUUGGGAACCGCUGUCACCCCUGUUUUUGAAAAGAGGUUAAAUUGUUUAAAUUAAAUUCUCGUUGACCCAUAAGACAAUACAUCCCAAUUUACGAACCGGCUCUCAGUCUGAACCAAUUUGUGCUCAACAGUCUGUACUCUGGGUUUAUAGGUUUGUCCUUUUAAUGUCUUGGUGUAAUUAAAGAGAUUUGGUGCCCUCUAGAGGAAGAAUGGGAAAACAUGUUCUAACUGCUUUAUGAACUGAAACUUGAUUUCUCUCUGUCUACCUUUAUUUAUUUAUCUAUUUUGCUGACAUAGUACCCAACCUGACACACAACAAUAGAUAUUCACCAAAAAAAAUUGACUCAAACACACAGUUGUUAUGGAUAUUCACCCAGGGCUCAUGGCUAAAAACAUUAGAACAUCACCCAGCAAACAUCAUCCCGAGUAUAAAGGAAACAACCCAUGUUUUGUUAUGGAAAUUUAAGGCCACACAGCUCUGCGGUUGCAUUGGACACCACUCAACUGUUUUUCUAAUUACUACAUUUAUUUGGGAUGUGAAUAUGUUUCUAAAUAUGGGGAGGAUACAAGACAUAAGAGCUGACCAAAUAUCUGUUGAACUGGUUUGAACCUGGAUUAACAUGUCUCUCUCUCUCUCUCUCUCUCUCUCUCUCUCUCUCUCUCUUUCUCUCACUCACCCUUCCUCCCUUUUUCACCAUCUCAGAGCUGUACCAGAUGAGUGUUCCAGAGUCGGCUCUGGUGGGGUCUGUUGUGGGUCGAAUCCGGGCGAAGGACCGUGACAUUGGCAUCAAUGCAGAGAUGAGGUACAGCAUAAUCGACGGAGACGGGAGGGACACCUUCGACAUCAACACAGACCCCACCAACCUGUUUGGCAUCAUCACCAUCAAAAAGGUACAGAGGGUAGACAAACCUGAAAGGUAACAUCAAUGAAAGCACGCACACACAAACACACACAGGGUAGACAUCAAUGACAUGCUUUCAUGCUUUCAGGGCCACUGACAGAGGAGUCGACACAGCAGAUAUGAGUCACAUUGACCUCAAUUUAGUCCAGAGAACAAGUUUAGAAUCAUUUUUUGAUUGAUAAACAGCUGAUUCUCUCUUAAUGGAUUCUUUCUCAACAUACCUGUAAACCUCUGCUUGUUUAGUGAAGGUGUCUUGGGGCCUGAUUCAGACUUGAGAUAGACUUAAGUCUAUAUCUUAAACCUACAUCUUUCCUUGAGUAUUUAUAUGAAUGAUACCUACCUAUGAUACACCAUACCUACUAACGCUGUCAGCAUGUCUCUCUCUCUCCUCUAGCCUCUGAACUUUGAGAGCAAGGCAAGCUACACUCUGAAGAUAGAAGGAGCCAACAUACACCUUGACCACCGUUUCCUGGAUAAGGGCCCAUUCAGCCAUGUCACCAUCGUUCACGUCAGCGUAGAGGAUGUGGACGAACCCCCAGAGUUUGGCUCGGCUGCCUACUACAUAGAGGUCCCUGAGGACGCAGAGAUCAGCAAAGUGUUUAUGACGGUCUCCGCUAGAGACCCCGAUGCUGCCAACACCUCCAUCAGGUGAGGAUGGGGUUAAAACAACAACAAAAUAACACCAGCACUGUCCAUGUAAUGCAAUCAAAUGGCCAAAAGGUGGCAGUAUGAUACCAGAUGGGGGCGGUAUGAUAUUGGAGUCUACAAGGCUAUAUUCAAAAGCCAUUGAGCUGAUGUGACAACUCUGAGUGAUGGAGACAGUAGGCUAUGUGAUUUUUGUUAAUUGGAUGAGUAUGGUGGUAAUGAUGAUGACCUGGCGAGGACCCUAAUCAGUCAAAGCUUUCUGCCAUUGUGUGGUAUUAGGGGACUUUCCCAUUGUUUUCAAUUAUGCAGAGUCAGUGUGUUUACCUCACUCUCAGAGCAGAUGUCGGGUUGGAGGGGAGCUGUGCACCCCAAAUGGCACCCUAUUCCUUAUAUAGUGCAUUACAUUUGAGACGCAGCAGCCUCACUCUCCAGACCGCACCUCUAAUUAAUCAAACGUUCAGCGUGCUGCACAGACCCUAUGGACGCUCUACUCUAGAGCAUCUGGUUAAAUUGUGUUUAGGAGCAUUAUUUUGAAUCUCUAAAUGGUUAAAUAUAUGUGAUUAUUGAAACAAUCUGUGUUUGCUUCAUUUACUAUCAUCCUAAAUUAAGAUAUUGAAUUAUUUUGCCAUAUCUAAUGAAUGUAUAUUACACUACUUUCCAUGAUGUGGACAGUAUAGAAUGUGUUACAACAUUACCCAAGCUGAUGUUUUGAUCCCAUCGAAAUGGAGGGAAUUACACAUCCUUUUUAUUUCACACUGGUGAUGUUAGUACUCCUGAGUGGUGCAGUGGUCUAAGGCACUGCAUCACAGUGCUAACUGUGCCACUAGAGAUCCUGGUUCGAAUCCAGGCUCUGUCGCAGCUGGCUGCGACCGGGAGACUCAUGGGCGGCGCACAAUUGGUCCAGGGUAGGGGAUGGAAUGGCCGACAGGGAUGUAGCUCAGUUGAUAGAGCAACGUUUGCAAUGCCAGGGUUGUGGGUUUGAUUCCCACGGGGGGCCAGUAUAAAAAAAUUAAUACAAAUGUAUUCACUAACUGUAAGUUGCUCUGGAUAAGAGCGUCUGCAAAAUGACUAAAAUGUUAGCGUAAAAGUUCAUAGUCAACACAUUGACACAAGAACAAUUGCUUAAAAUAUAUCAACAUCUUUGGUUUUGUACCGUGGAUUUUGUCAUACAUGACUUAGAACGCAGCUAUCAUUUUCUUUCUCAAAUGGAACAGAUCAUUCUGAGCGGUCUGUCUAUAAAAGUCACUGGCCACACACCAAUACAUGGAUUUGAAAGUCAAACUAUUACUUCAAAGUACUUUUUCCUCUCAUGGCUAACUACCAGGAAGUUUGAAAAGACAGGCUGAAUGGGCGGGGAGCUUAUAUUCAAGAGCUCGCCUUGACUGACAGCUCUAUGAAACACUUUUGUCAAGAAAGUUGGAGGCAGUGAGCAGUAUUGCAGUAAAAUCAACAGUGUAUUAGUGUUGAUUCAGGUGAUAAAUUAACUAUGUGAGUGUUAAAUUAACACUCAUUGGUAUAAAAUAACCAGUAUAACCAGUAAACCAAAACGACACCCAUCAUUAUCAUAUUUCCUAGCAUAAUCUAUUGCAGUUUGAUUUUCAGAAUUGUUUGUUUCAAUAUCUAUGUUUUUGCAUGUUGAUUGAUUAAUUAAUCUUAUACAUAUGUAAAUAACAUACAUUUUUCUAAGCUAAUUCAAUCUGUUGUUUAGACUUAUUGCAUCCCUUACUGAAAUUGUUGUUCCAGUUUAUAAGCUAAAGGUAGUCUCAUACCUUAGUCUUCCCAACCUGGCAGUCAUUUUGAAUGCAAAUGUUGGAUAGCCCCACUCUGGCAGGAUUCCAAUAGGAAUUACACAUCACGUUGUGACUUGCUGUCUUCAUUUUGCCUGUAAACCAUGAGUGUCAGGCCAAUGUAUUAGGGUGAAACUAGGCCCUCAAAAUAAGGCCUUAUAAAUGAUGUGUUGUGUUGUUAAAUAAUUACAUUUUAAUGAUAACAUAUUCACUUAGGAUCUCACUUGGUGAAGUGCAUAGUACUGAAAAUGGAUGAAUGCAACAACCAUGUCUUUGUCACUAACAAAUACAGUCAUGGGUGGUAACUCUACAAUUCACUUGAAAAGCAAGGCCCUCUAGGAAAUAUGCAAAUAAGGAUUUACACUAAGCAGUGUGCUAAUUUAACACUGAAAAGGGUGGACCCAUACAGAAACUGGACCCUUUUUAAAUGUAACACUCUCAGUGUUGAUUUAACACUGGAUAAUUUGCUGUGAAGGUAUUAGUGAAUGCCAUAACAUUGUACAUUUGACACUGAGGUAGUGUAACAUUUUAAUGCCACUGGUGUUGGAAACGAUCGGUGUCAAUAGGGCAACACUUUGAAAAGUGUAAAUUCAACACUUUCUGGUGAUCCUCAUAAACACUUCAAAAGUGUGUAAUUGAACACCCACAGUGUUCAAUUUACAGAUCGAAUUUUGCUGUGCUUCUACAAAUUCUCAUCUGUACAGGUUAUUCCAAGUUUCCGUGUGGCCUUUGUAAAGUGUUAGUUUAAACAGCGCCCCCUUUUCCAUUGAUUCCAGCAUAUUAUCGAUGGAAGUGAUUAACAAAAAAAUUGUUGUGUUACACUUACCACAUUGCGACCCACUUGAAUCAAACUGCUAAACUUUAAAAUGUAGCUAGCUGUCUUCUACAAAUUGUCCUCUAACCAGUGAUGUUCACAUUAUUCCCAGAUUCUGUGUGUUUUUUGAGCUGUGUUAGUUUUAACAGGACUUGUAACCUAAUCCCCCCCCUCUUGUGCAAUUGAUUUUAACAUGAUAAUCGAUAUAAGUGAUUGACAAAACAGUGCUGCGUUUCUCUUUCUGUUUUGUUGACCCCCGUAUCAAAAUGCAACAUUCCAAAAUGUAGCUGACUGUGUUCUGCAGGUUGUCUUCUAACCAGUGAUGUAAAGUAAUAUCCUGUUUCCAUGUGGUUUUUGAUAAGGUGCUCGUUUAAAAAAACACUAAUAUGAUUACUAUUGUUGUACAUGAAUGUGUAGAUAGUACAUUUAUGUUUAUGUUUUCAAUAUAUCACAAACUUUUUCUGCAUAUUGGUUAAUGAUUUGGACCCUUUUAAAACUGUGUUUUGUCAUUGGGCAAAUAUCAAUAUGUCUUGUCAACAGGAAGCAGCCACAGCAUUAUUUUCAACUUAAGUUUUAGGAAUAUAAAUUGAACUUUCAACAAUAAUUUCCAAUGGUAUUGUACUUAAUCAGGUAAAAUGAAACUGCUGAAUUACUUCAAAAACGUGCUGUAAUUUUGUUAUUUUGAUGAUAUACCAGAAACCACCAAAACAGGUUUAACCUGCCUACUCUAAUAAUCUCGUCUGAAACUGCUACCUCUCAACAUUUACGCAACAACUUGAGGCUAAAGGUUUUUGGAAAGGUGACAAACUAAUUAUUGAAAAAGUUGGGAUAAAAGAUUUGUUAUGAUGACAAGGAAUAUCUUUGAAAAUGCUAAUUUUAAACUGGAGACACAUACUACUAAAUUAUUUCUGGUUCCAUUAAAAUUAGCAUCCUUUCAGAUGCUGGUAUUUCCAAUGUUAUUCCUCUUUGUAAAGCUAGGUUAGUAUUGUCUCUUAGAUAAUGUGGCUGUAGUCAAUGCUUUACAACUCCUCAGUCCCAGGUUACGUCCUAAAUGGCACGUUAUUCCCUAUAUAGUGCACUGGGGAAUAGGGCGAUGAGAGAGAGAGGUAAAAAGGGAGAGAAAAAGAUAAGCUUUUCUCUCUCUCUCAUCACAAAUGUUUUCUCUCUCUCUCUCUCUCUCUCUCUGAUCAAACCCUACAGACACACACACACCAGGAGAUGUGGAACAGCAAGCAGUGCUCCCUCCUUUACUGAUUUGACUGUGUGUGUGUGUGUGUGUGUUGGAAACCAUUAUGCCAAGGGAAUGAACCCAGCCAUGACUGGCACAGCCAUUGCAGGGGAAGAUCCCCCUAAAGAAUAACUAUUAAUAUCACUCUAUGAUGUGUGUGUGUUUGACUGUGUCUGCCAGUCAUGUUGUCGUUGGAGGAAAGAUGGAAAUGAGGAGGGAAGGAGAUCGUAGGAGAGGGGAGAUGGAGAGGGAGAGUGUGUGAGAGACAGCAUUGAGAUAUAGCAUGAUAUAGACUGAGAGGGAGACAGAUAGAGAGAGAGAGAGAGAGAGAGAGAGAGAGAGAGAGAGAGAGAGAGAGAGAGAGAGAGAAUAUAGAGGGGUCUCUAUGCACAGAACAUAUGUGUGGUCUUUAAGGUCUUUCCCAGUAGGAAACCUGGAUAGACUUUAGACCCAUAAAGUGUCUCAGACAGAGGUGGCUGGUAGGAGGAGCUAUAGGAGGACAGAAACAUUUGAAUGUCUGUAAUGGAAUUAAUGGAACGGCAUGCCAACAAUUACAGUGAGCCCGUCAUCCUAUAGCUCCUUUCACCAGCCUCCUCUGGUCUCAGAGUAGGAUCAGACCCCCGUCCCCGUCCCUGUAAUAUUAUUCAUUUUGAUCUAAAAGACCAAACUGAUCCUAGAUCAGCACUCCUUCUUUGAGACACUAUGAGUAUGAGCUUAAACUGUCCUGAAGCAGUGUUCCCCUCUCUAUUCAUCUGGCUUCUUCUCUGAGUUUCUGUCUGUCUACUCAUUGUUGCGUGGAGUUCUCUGAGGAGCGUUUUGGAAAGAGGUGCCGUGGCAGGAGAUGUGUCAGGCUGUGCACACACCCACCCCAGCUUUGUGCUGCAGGUCUGUGUGUCCUCAGCUCAGUUUGGCAAAGGGCAGAGAUAUCUCUGAUUAGACCUUAUCAAAACUGGGACGGUUUGAGGCAGUUUGUCAUUUCUCCAACCUAAAUCACAACACCUUAUCACACUAACACACACGUGUAUUAAUCUGCACUCAUGUGUGCUCACGCACUCUCUCACACUUACACACACACAAACACACAUGUGCACACACUAAGCUCAGCAAUAGAUAAAUAUAAGUAUGUAUAUAUCAGAUGAGUGUUACUCAACAUUGUUUAACCUUCUUUCCCUCUGUCACCAGGUAUUCCAUAGAGAGGACCACUGACCUGGGGAAAUACUUCUACAUUGACAUCACUUCCGGGGCGUUGAUGACAGUGCUUCCUUUGGACAGAGAGGAGAUCUCCUGGCAUAACAUCACCGUCCUGGCCAUGGAGAUGAGUAAGUCACAUACAGUACACCACAGCACAGCACACACUGGGCAGACUGAUGCUGUUAUAGACGCACAUUAUAAUCUGAGUCCCUAUUGUCUACAAAAAAGUGCACUACAUAAUGAACAUGGUGCCAUUUGGGAUGACGCCACAUACACAUACAGUAUACUGGACAUACACACACAUCUGGUUUGUUUUGAGUGAAAUUACCAUAUUACAUUGUGUGAUAAUAUAAAUCAGACCUGUACACUGCUGGUAUUCAGGACCCAGGAGAGUCACCUUCAGUCCUCUUGUUUUGUUUGUGUUUGUUUGGAAUGCACACUAACGAGGGGAGCUACUUUUAAUUAAUGACUUAAUUGAAUAAACGGUACCUUAGUUGGGUCAAAUUGGCAAAUAUGACUCAUUUGGUCAUCAGAAUGGGAGGGAGGGAAAUGGAGAGGGAGAGAGCGAGCAAGCGAGAGAGAGAGAGAGAGAGAGAGAGAGAGAGAGAGAGAGAGAGAGAGAGAGAGAGAGAGAGAGAGAGAGACCAUAGAGAUGUAUAGAGAUCGCAAUGUUGUAUCUGUCCAAUUAUGUCAUCUGUGAGUACACGGGCAGCACCAUUGAGGACAUCUCCAUUUUGAAGUAGUCAAUUUUCUUCUUCUACUACUUCUAUGAGUUGGUAAACUAACUGAAGGUGUGCAUGCUGCCACCUGGAGUGUGUUAUCUGAACAGGUAUAAAGCCAAGGUUGGCCAUUUAUGGAAUGAUUGCUCACAAGGAUAAUUCAUUGUCUGAUCCCUCCUCAUGACCUGGAUGGAAUUAUGUGAUCCUUCCUUAACCCAUAGGAAGUCCCACCCAGUUGACUACUUAAAAAUUGUGAAAGUCCACACUGGCGCUGCCCAUGCUAAAACUGGCUUUUGGGCACUAGAGUUCUCUAUACAUUGCUAUGAUAGAGACAGUGAGAGAACAAUGGGUGAGGGAGAAAGAAAAUGAGUGAGUGGAGACAAAAUUAGAGAGAAGAGGAAUGGGAACGAGUGCCUUCAGAGUCUACAGCAAGCGUGCUGGGAGGGCUGUGUUGUAACUAGUAAGGCCCCAGGGUGAGAUGGAGAGAUCGUUUUUACUGGGAGUCUACACUCACACAAACACACUGAGAGGCAGCACAGAGAGCCAUUUACCCUCAGCCAGGCAGAGCCAAAGUCAAGCUAUUGAUUGAUUGAUCGUUUGAUGAAACCUGAGAAAGUAGUUACUGCCUGCUAAUUGCAUUUCCAUUGCCAAUUACAAAGUUGAUUAAGGCAUGCAAAUGGCCAUUGGUAUAAUGGAGAAUAACUGAAUUGUAAUCUUAUUCUGUGCGACCUAAUGCACACUAGGCCCAGUGUACUGUGAGUGGAGGCAUGAUAAAGAAAGAGGAAAGUAGGCAGAGUCGACUGCUCAGCAGUGUUCAUUUUGGCACUCUUUUUUAAAAUGUAGUCUAGUCUUAGCCAUUUUGACAAAAAUAUCAUGAAGUCACAUUUCUGUCAUUUGAAUAAUGUUUUAGUCUAUUUAUUGUCAAAAUGAAGAAAAAAACGUGUGCCAUUUUAGUCAACUUAAUGCCCUUUCAUUUCAGUCACCUUUUAGUCAAUUGACAUUUGUAUUGACUCAUUAACCUAUAGUAAACAUAAAUCACUGCCAUGUGCACUAACAUAUAAAGACUUGUCCUACCAACAUAUAUCAUAACAUCCUAUUCUCUUCCCAAUAGCAGAAAUAUGAGAAACAUAUAAAAGAAUACACUAUAUAUAAAAAAGUAUGUGGACACCCAUUCAAUUUCGUGGACACCCAUUCAAUUUCGAGCACACAGCCAUGCAAUUUCCAUAGACAAAAAUUGGCAGUAGAAUGACCUUACUGAAGAGCUCAGUGACUUUCAACGUGGCACCGUCAUAGGAUGCCACCUUUCCAACAAGUCAGUUUGUCAAAUUUCUGCCCAGCUAGAGCUGCCCCGGUCAACUGUAAGUGCUGUUAUUGUGAAGUGGAAACGUCUAGGAGCAACAACGGCUGAGCCGCAAAGUGGUAGGCCACACAAGCUCACAGAACGGGACCGCCUAGUACUGAAGCGCGUAGCACGUAAAUUGUGUCUGUCCUCGGUCGCAACACUCUCAACUAAGUUCCAAACUGCCUCUGGAAGCAACAUCAGUACAAUGUUUGUCGGGAGCUUCAUGAAAUGGGUUUCAAUGGCCGAGUAGCCGCACACAAGCCUAAGAUCACUAUGCGCAAUGCCAAGUGUUCCAACAUCUAGUGGAAAGCCUUCCCAGAAGAUUGGAGGCUGUUAUAGCAGCAAAGGGGGGACCAACUCCAUAUUAAUGCCCAUGAUUUUGGAAUGAGAUGUUCGACGAGCAGGUGUCCACAUACUUUUGGUAAUGUAGUGUAUAUAACGAUCCCCAGAUGGUGCUGCAAAGUAUUGGUAAAGUAGUAUGGGUUGCAACUCCGUCACUCGGUCGAGUCAUUGCUAUUGUUAUCAACGUUCCACAGACGCAGGCCCGCAGUCACAUUGGUGUCCCAAAGUAGAACGGGGGCUAAUGACUUUGAACGGGAGCUGAAGACUGUUUCGCCCAGUGUUGUAGUCGAGUCACGUUGCAGAUAGAAAUUCCAUGAAUAGAGCCGACGUUAUUCCUUAUUCAACAUGUCAAAGAGGCAUGUUUGUUCCACAUAGCAUAUUUCUAUCUGAACGUUCCAAAACGUUGCGUACUGCUGAACAUGUUCCAAAACGUUGCGUCCUGCUGAACAUGCCCCAGGUUGUUAGCUAUAGUUAGCUAAUGAGGUAACAUGACUGAACAAGGUGUAGCCUAAACAAAUGGGUAACGGUCCGGUCUGCAAGUAGCCUAGUUUUAGAAUAGCCGGUGAUAUGCUUUAUGAAUGUAAAAUGCGUCCCGCCAAUACACGAUAGAAAGAAGGAAUAAACGUAGCGCCUAUAUUAUGGGUUAUAUCUUUAGAACGGUAAGGGUUACAAUCAAGCCUUCUCAUUUAGUUUUGAGUCAGUACCACAUAAACAUUUUAAGUAAUAAUGACUUUUCAUUGACUUUGAGUUCAACUUACAAGAAGUAUUUGAACAAAAAAUGUCUUGGGGUUUAUAGUGUACAGUAAUGUUUAUGUGUGUCUUGUACAGUAAUGUGUGCGUGUGUGUGUGUAUGUGUGCAUGAGUGUGUGUGAGUGCAUGCAAGUCUUAUACAGUAAUGUGUGUGUGUGUUAUAUUCCAGAUAACCCCAGGAUGAUCGGGAGUGUGUCUGUAGUCCGUGAAGAUUCUGGAUGUGAAUGAUAACCCUCCAUCGCUGACACAGUACUUUGAAGCCUUUGUCUGUGAGCGCGCCAAUGCUGGACAGGUACAGAGGCACACACACACUUUCAUAGACACACACACACACACACACACACACAUAAAUACACAUGUAAGACCUGGACAGAGGCAGACCAGUAACCAGUAUUUGCAGACCUGUAAUCUUAUCAUAUGAAGAAUUACUCAAAUUGAUGACAUACUGCAGCAAAAUAUGUGCAUACGCAUCAAUAUUAAUUAAUAGAUGCAUAAUUUGCAUUUCUGUGCUAUGUCAGUUUCACUCACAACCUGUCUCAAGGUUACUGACCUGACUGUAUCUCUCUCCCCUCCCCUGGCUGUUGUCUGGUUGUCCGGUGACCUCAGCUGAUUCAGACAGUGACGGCAGUAGACCCAGAUGAUCCUCUGGGAGGUCAUCACUUCUACUACAGCCUGGCCCCAGAGGCAGCAAACAACCCCAACUUCACCCUUAGAGACAACCAAGGUAAAUAAAUACUUUUUUAUACAGCAGUAAAAUCCACAUGACUUCCUGGACACUGAUUUUUGCACCACAUAUCACCUUUUUUUCUGGGUAUUAUUUUUCAUCAACUGCUAAGCCAAUUCAGCACUAUUUGUCUAACUCAGUCAUUUGCGGUUAUAAUUACAGUUACCUUGUUGUAUGUGAGGCAGAUCUCUCUGUUUUAUAUAACAGGGGGUUCUCAAAGUGGGGUCCGCAGACUAUAGCUUUAAGCUUAAAACUGCUAAGUUUUCUCUCUGCCCAAUGGCAAAAUAUGUAGAAUUGCAGGAUAUUAGCUUAAAAGCUGCAAUACAAAAAAUCUCUCUGCCCCAUGACAAAAUGUGUAGAAUUGCAGGAAAUUUGCUUGAAAACUGCAAAAUGUUCUCUCCGAUGCCAAGAGCUGGGCCUUUAAAAUGUUCCUUCCCAGGGCCUGAGACUUGCACUGCAAAGACAGUAAAACUCCUUGUAUACUAUGUUUAUCUCACUCAAGUUAUAAGGGGGUCGCUGAUUAAUAUGAUUUCACAAAAGGGAUCCCCGGCCCCAAACAGUUUGAGAAACAGCCCUUGACUUUUCCCACAAUUUGUUCUGUUUAAAAUGGAUUAAAUUGAUAUUUCUUUGUCAGUGGCCUACACACAAUACCCCAUAAUGUCAAAGUGGAAUUAUGUUUUUUUUUAAUGAAAAGCUGAAAUGUCUUGAGUCAAUAGGUAUUCAACCCCUUUGUUAUGGCAAGCCUAAAUAAAUUCAGGAGUAAAAAUGUGCUUAACAAGUCACAUAAUAAGUUUAAUGGACUCACUCUGUGUGCAAUAAUAGUGUUUAUCAUGAUUUUUGAAUGACUACCUCACCUCUGUACCCCACACAUACAAUUAUCUAUAAGGUCCCUGAGUCGUGCAGUGAAUUUCAAACACAGAUUCAACCACAAAGACCAGGGAGGUUUUCCAAUGCCUCGCAAAGAAGGGCACCUAUUGGUAGAUGGGUACAAAAUAUAUAUUUUUGACAUUGAAUAUCACUUUGAGCAUUGUGAAGUUAUUCAUUGCACUUUUGAUGGUGUAUCAAUACACUCAGUCACUACAAAGAUACAGACAUCCUUCCUAACUCAGUUGCCGGAGAGGAAGGAAACCGCUCAGGGAUUUCACCAUGAGGCCAAUUAAAACAGUUACAGAGUUGAAUGGCUGUGAUAGGAGAAAACUGAGGAUGGCUCAACAACAUUGUAGUUACUCCACAAUACUAGUCUAAUUGACUGAGUGAAAAAGAAGGAAGCCUAUACAGAAUAAAAACAUUCCAAAACAUGCAUCCUGUUUUCAACAAGGCACUAAAGUAAUACUGCAAAAAAUGUGGCAAAGCAAUUAACUUUUAGUCCUGAAUACAAAGUGUUGUUUUGGGGCAGAUCCAAUACAACACAUUACUGAGUACCACUCUCCAUAUUUUCAAGCAUAGUGGUGGCUGCAUCAUGUUAUGGGUAUGCUUGUAAUCUUUAAGGACUGGGUAUUGUUUCAGAAUAAAAAAAAUAACCAAGUACAGUCAACAUCCUAGAGGAAAACCUGGUUCAGUCUGCUUUCCACCAGACACUGGGAGAUAAAUUCACCUUUCAGUAGAACAAUAACCUAAAACACAAUACCAAAUCUACACUGGAGUUGCACACCAAGAAGACAGUGAAUGUUCCUGAGUUACCGAGUUACAGUUUUGACUUAAAUCUACUAGGAAAAUCUAUGUCAAGAUCUGAAAAUGGUUGUCUAGCAAUGAUAAACAACAAAUUUGGCAGAGCUUGAGGACUUUUGAAAAUAAAAAUUGGCCAAUAUUGCACAAACCAGGUGUAGAAAGCUCUUAGAGACUUACCCAGAAAGACUAACAGGUAUAAUCGCUGCCAAAGUUGCUUCUAAAAAGUAUUGACUCUGGGGUGUGAAUACUUAUGUAAAUCAGAUAUUUCUGUAUUUCAUUUUCAAUAAAUGUAUAACAAUUUCUAAAAACAUGUUUUCACUUCGUCAUUAUGGGGUAUUUAAUCAUUUUUGAAUUCAGGCUGUAACACAACAAAAUGUGAAAUAAGUCAAGGGGUAUGAAUACUUUCUGAAGGCACUGUAUAAGACACCUAACCAGGCCCCUCUCUCUCUAUCCUGUUGCAGACAACACCUGGAUAUUAAUAAUAAUUUAUCAUAUGAUAUACUUUGUCUAACCAGGCUUUUCUCUCUCUCUGUCCCUGAUGUAGACAACACAGCAUGGAUCCUGACGCGUCGUGGGGGCUGGUCUCAGCAGGAUCAGUCAGUCUACUACCUUCCUAUCUUCAUCUCAGAUGGAGAGCAGCCGGUCCAGACCAGCACCAGCACCCUGACCAUCCGUGUGUGUAGCUGUGAUGUGGACGGCAACGUUAUGUCCUGUAAUGCUGAGGCCUACCACCUCCCGGCUAGUCUGAGCAGAGGGGCGCUCAUCGCCAUACUGGCAUGUAUCUUCGUCCUGCUCGGUAGAUCAGGAUCUUCUUCUUGUUCUUCAUCUAUGGAAUUAUUUUCUCCACUGUUGAUCUGCUUUAUAUUUACUUCUUAAGCUACUGUAUAUUCCUAUUGUGUAUGUAUAUACAGAACAUCAAAUUCCAAUCUAGACAAACCCUAUUUUACCGUAUCUAUGCUUCUUCUUUUGAAUGUCUUAGUCCUGUAAACCAACUCACUAAAUUCACUAAAGCAACCAUUAAUAAACUCCCAUAUUUUGGGUUUCUGUUGUAUCUGACCAUGUCUCUUUUCUCUCCUCUAGUGAUGAUCCUGCUCAUGUUGUCCCUCCGGAGCCACCGUAAGAAGCCCUACCUGCACGAUGAGGAAGACAACAUCCACGAGAACAUUGUCCGCUACGAUGAUGAGGGGGGUGGAGAGGAGGACACCGAGGCCUUCGACAUCGCUGCCAUGUGGAACCCCCGCGAGGCCCACCUAGUGGGGAAGCAACGUCAGGACAUGCUGCCUGAGAUUGAGAGCCUGUCGCGCUACGUUCCCCUGGCAUCAGUGGGAGGGCCGGGUAGCGGUUGUGGUGAUGGAAACAGCAACGUUCAGGGGUAUGUGCUAUCUAAGCUUCUGGAGGCGGAUCUGAACCCCUGCGCCCCGCCUUACGACUCCCUGCAGACAUACGCCUACGAGGGGGAGGGAUCGGUGGCCGAGUCCCUGAGCUCGCUGCAGUCUGGGUGCUCCAGUACUGAUCAUGAGUACGACUAUCUCAAUGACUGGGGGCCCAGAUUUAAGAAACUGGCAGAGAUGUACGGGGCUCUAGAGACGAACAACCCUCCCAUGUGGUAGAGGGGAGGAAGGAACGAGAGACUCCCCCCUACAUACACACACCUUAGAGAAAGACAAUAAACAGAGACAAUGACAGAGAAAUAGAGAGUUUGAAAGGUAUGCUCGCCAUUACAUUUUAGUCAUUUAGCA